AUGCUGAACGUAUCCGACCGUUAUCCUCGUCUCGCUAACGCCAUUGAGACCUGCAUGGAGCUUAUGGAGCUCACUGCCGAGGAGCUGAGGUGGACGCAAUACGCCACGUCACAGCUCAACGGUAUUGGUUUAACCGAUAUAAGUGCAAAUGUCAGUGUAGGAAUCAACGGUGAUGAUGAUUUUCAUCCCCAUGUGGACCACGUGGGGAAUCUGAACGCUUGGUUGAGUGCAGCUUCCACCAAUCAGGACACGUGUUUGGAAGGUUUGGAAGGGACCCAAUUUCGGUGGGUCUACAACGCCUUCGAACAUGGAAUGAGGCGAUUGACGGAGUCUAUCUUACAUGCGCUGAGUAUCGCCCGUCAGUUUGAUAUUAUGUCAGUGGUUCCUCCCUCCAAUGGUGGCGAUGGUGGCCGGAAGCUGUUGGGUGAUUAUAAUGAUUUCCCGAGGUGGAUCCAGGUGAGUGACCGGAGGCUGUUGGAUUUGCCGGUGAGUCAGAUGCCGGUGAACGUGACCGUCGCGUUGGAUGGGACAGGAAAUUUCACAAAAUUAACGGAUGCGAUUGCGUCAGCCCCGAGUGAUAGUCACCGUCGAUAUGUGAUCUACGUUAAAGCUGGCGUUUAUCAAGAGUAUGUUCGCAUCAAAAAACAUAAAAGGUAUCUAGUGUUAGUCGGCGACGGUGCGGAUCGGACGAUCAUCACCGGUAAUCUGAGCGUUCGACGUAAUAAAAUCACCACAUAUCUAACGACCACUUUCGGAGUCACGGGCCGAGGCAUCAUAAUCCGAGACAUGACCUUCAAGAACACAGCAGGCCCCAAAAUGUCACAAGCAGUCGCCUUUCGAUCAAACUCCGACCUCUCAGUCUACUACCGGUGUGGAUUCCAUGGUUACCAAGACACUCUCUACGCUCACUCUCUCCGCCAAUUCUACCGUAAUUGCACAAUCUCUGGCACUGUUGAUUUCAUAUUCGGCAACAGCGCCGCUGUCUUCCAGAACUGCAAAAUCCUCCUUCGCAAGCCCUUGCCUGGCCAGAAAAACACCAUAACCGCCCAUGGCCGCUUGUCCGCGAGUCAGACCACAGGAUUUUCUUUCCAAAAAUGCAUCAUAGCAGGUGAACCUCAACUCCUAGCUGAUAUGAAAUCAACUAAAUCAUUCCUCGGUCGACCAUGGAGACCAUAUUCUACAACUGUAUUCAUGCAAUCAUACAUUAGCGAUUUGAUCCAUCCUAGAGGUUGGGUUGAAUGGAGCGGAGACUAUGCUUUGAAGACUCUUUAUUAUGCCGAGUACAAGAAUUAUGGACCGGGGGCUCGCCUAGUGGGCCGCGUCAACUGGAUCGGGUUCCAUUCAAUCAAUACUACAUCGGAAAUGUUAAAUUUCACUGUGGAUAGGCUCCUCCAUGGCAGCUCAUGGCUACCUUUCACGGGUGUCACGUAUUCGCUUGGUCUCCAGACGUAG
This is a messenger RNA of Magnolia sinica, 1452 nucleotides long. RefSeq names its product probable pectinesterase/pectinesterase inhibitor 32. The record is from RefSeq and is a predicted model, not a curated record. Bases 1 to 1452 code for a protein of 483 amino acids. Lineage: Eukaryota; Viridiplantae; Streptophyta; Magnoliopsida; Magnoliales; Magnoliaceae. The transcript has 2 exons. Gene Ontology annotation, biological process: cell wall modification. Gene Ontology annotation, molecular function: pectinesterase inhibitor activity; pectinesterase activity.